UUUCGCUAAGAUCACGAACAGCCGAAACAUACUCACGAACACUCGAGUAGGUUUCUUACAACAACCUUUUAACCUUUCAUAAGGUUUCUGAAGUACUACUGGCUUUUAAAAUGAAACUUACCGAGGAAACACGAAACUUCGGAGGUGUUCGGCAAAGCAUUCGGCCCUGGGAGGGGUGGUAGGCUGCAGGUUUAUAUGUCCCGGAUUUAAAAUAAAUAUUUGGCGCGAAAGGCUGGAGUCGCUGGAGUCGAGUUGUCAGCUCGCAUUUGUGUCGUAGAAAUAUAAAGCUAUCAAUGGAAGAAAAGGUACUUUCGAACCUAGCUCAAAAGUUAGGCAUCCAUCAGCCUCAAGUCCUUCAAAAUGCUUUAGAAUUAUCAAGACUGACUUCACUGCGAGCAUCGAGAGCCUGCCGAUCAAUGAGUUUAAAURGCUCAGCAAAGUCAGUGAUCUGCUUAGAGCUCGCUGCAAACAGUUGCAAUGUUCCUCUAGAUAAGGCUUGUACAUUCAGGCUGUCUGGAAUGCCAACCAAGAAAGCAUAUCAACAUGCUUAUAAAACAUUUGAGUGYUUGCUAGGGAAGCAAAAAUCCUACUCUGUCCAUGAUCUUGCAGUUCACUUUGGAGUGCCUGAAAUGUCAAAGUUUUCACAGCAUUUGCUGAAAAGCUAUCAAGAACAGUUUGUUACACAGAUUCAAGAGAAUCUCAGUAAUCCAGUUUUUGCUGCUGCUGCCCUAUAUACUACCUGCAGAUUACAGAAAGUCAAAAUAGAAAAGUCCAAGUUGUUAGCCCUUCUCAGUGUAAAAAAAUCUCAGUUUGACAAACUCACUGAUGAGAUGAAUAAACUAUCAAAAGAAAAAAUAAGAGAUACAGCAAGUAGUGGCUCAAAAAGAUCUCAUGGAUUGAUUGACAGACUUCAAGAAGCUGUGGAAGAAAAUUGUAAAACAGCAAAGAGACAAAAGCAUUGURAAGACACUGAAGAAAUUUCCAAGACAGACGAUUAUGAGGAGUGGAAAAAACAGAUACUUUUACAAGCAGCUAAAUCAAAGUCAAGCUGACAUACACRACAAAGUAGAAUUGCCAGAUUUAUCAGAUUUUUAAUAAAGUUUUUUUUGWAAUUUUAAACAUUUAAAAAAAUGUUUUGUAGAUAUUUUUGUAUCAAAUUUUCUUCAGAAGAUUUUAUUGAAUAGAUAUAAUGAUAACUAAUGUAGACUAGCCUGUGAAACCAGGCAUUCAAGAUCUCUCAGAGAAGCUACAAACUCCUGUUAAUCCCCAACAUACUAUAGGACAAAUUAAUCCCCAACAUACUAUAGGACAAAUUAAUCCCCAACAUACUAUAGGACAAAUUAAUCCCCAACAUACUAUAGGACAAUUAUGAAAUAAGAACCUCUUAUAGACUUUUCCUCUUAACAUUUCCAUGCAACCAUGGUCUAACACCCAAUCGGAAUGCUGUCAAAGCUAUAUCUAUUUCAUAAGUGAGAACAUUCUAAUCUCUAUGCUACAACAAGGCCUAGAAGAAAAGUGUAAUUAUUUGUAUUGCAACAUUUUAAAUAAAUCAUUUCUAAAGUA
Molecule: messenger RNA, 1563 nt
Organism: Exaiptasia diaphana
Lineage: Eukaryota; Metazoa; Cnidaria; Anthozoa; Actiniaria; Aiptasiidae
Product: origin recognition complex subunit 6
Exons: 6
Coding region: 294-1052 (252 amino acids)
Biological process (GO): DNA replication; DNA replication initiation
Cellular component (GO): nuclear origin of replication recognition complex
Molecular function (GO): DNA binding
Source: RefSeq, a predicted model, not a curated record